Pieris macdunnoughi is the source of this 1065-nucleotide messenger RNA. Lineage: Eukaryota; Metazoa; Arthropoda; Insecta; Lepidoptera; Pieridae. The record is from the annotation of a GenBank genome assembly.
AUGAAGAAUUGCAUAUUUAUUGUGGUUUUGGCGUGUGUAACGCCAGCUGUGCUACCAGCUAAAUAUAUGCUGCCAAAAUGGAAGAAACAGCCUUCGACGGUGGCUCUAUACGAGAAGAGUGUUCAGGCGUGCGAGCUGCCCGCAGUGCAGAGUGAACACAGCCAUUACAUCUGUGAUGACAAGGGAGAGCCGAAGUGCCUGCCGGGAUGGCAAGGAGAUCUCUGCGACGUGCCCAUUUGCAGGAAGGGAUGCGAUCCCCUUCAAGGGUAUUGCAAAAGGCCAGGGGAAUGUAGGUGUAAGAUGGGAUUCUAUGGCGAAAGAUGCAAUAAGUGCAUACCUCUUCCUGGAUGUCAGCAUGGUUACUGCAACGUGUCCUUCGAGUGCGUCUGCAGAGAUGGAUGGGAUGGAAUAUUCUGCUCUGAACCAAUCUGUCGUUCGGACUGUCACGCGACCAGGGGAUUCUGUGAGUCACCAGGGGAAUGUCGUUGCCGGCUAGGGUGGGCUGGACCGACGUGUCGGGCUUGUCAACCAUUGCCCGGAUGUCAACAUGGAUACUGUGAUAAGCCCCUUGAGUGCAAGUGUUUGCCAGGAUACACCGGACUUUUGUGUCAAACACCAAUCUGCUCCACUGGUUGCCACGGAGAGCGCGGUUACUGCAGACGUCCAGGAGAGUGUAGGUGUAAGGUUGGGUGGACGGGCCCUACCUGUUCCCAGUGCCAUUCGUACCCUGGCUGUGUUCACGGAACAUGUAGCAGACCAUGGGAAUGCAUUUGCAAGAAGGGAUGGGGAGGAAUGCUCUGUGAUGAAGAACUAAACUACUGUGAAAAGAACCUUGACACCUGUAAAAAUGGAGGAAAAUGCCAAUCUCUGGAAUCGAACGAUGGUUCCUUCAGAUGUCAAUGUCCUCCAGGCAUCAGUGGAAAAUUCUGUGAAAAUAUACCAGACAAUAUGACUACUCCCAAUAGCACUGACACAACUACUGAAUCGAUAGUGAUAGAAGUUUCUACUAAAGCUGAUGAUGAAGAUGAUGAUGAUGAGGGCAAUGAUGAUAAUGAGACUGAAUGA